Messenger RNA from Candida tropicalis MYA-3404, 2109 nucleotides. RefSeq lists its product as uncharacterized. The record is from RefSeq and is a predicted model, not a curated record. Bases 1 to 2109 code for a protein of 702 amino acids. The transcript has a single exon. Lineage: Eukaryota; Fungi; Ascomycota; Pichiomycetes; Serinales; Debaryomycetaceae.
AUGAUACAUGAUGAGUUAAGCACCUUGUCUAACUAUAAAACAAAAGACCUACCCUUACCUCCACCGCCCAUUUAUGCAAAUGAAGAUAGCGCAUCUUCUACUGAAACAUCCACCACUGAAACAACUUCUUCUUCUUGUGGAAAAGAAGAAAUUUCUUUGAGUGAAUAUAGAGAAAGGUUAUUACAACGACACAAGGUGUAUGAUCCAUUUACCAGACGUUCUGGAAGUUUAUCAACACGACAGAAUAUACAAUUAUUCCUACAUCUUAACCCAACUGACGAUAUCACAAAACCAACUACUUUAAAGAGAAUUGACCAGGAUGACGAUGCCACAAUUGAACAAAAUAAAACGCCCACAUUGCCAAAGUUUCAUAUACCUGCUGCUCAUAAAUCACCAUUUACUCCAGAAGGAUCGAAUGAAGCUUUACCAAGUCCCAAUAUAGAUAGUGCUGCUUCGCCACGAGACACUACAACCGCGGACCCUGAGGUACUAUUUCAAGGGACAGAAGAAAAAAAUGAGUACACGGACAACGUUUCAUUUCAGCAGUGUGUUAUCUCGCCACACCAACAGGAGUUUCUUAACCAGGUAAUUAGCAGAAAUUCACAACUUGAAGAGCCAUUUGAAUACGAUCCAUCUGAAAGUGAUAUCUUAUCUCCACCUCCUCCAAUUCUACUACAGGAACAGGAACAGCAACAGGAAGAAGAAGAAAAGCAGUCGCAACUACACAGCUCAAAUUCAAUCAAGCGCUCGUUGAAGAAAAUUUCUGGAAAACUAAAGAAAUCUACCAGUGCACCAAAUCUAAAAAAAUCCUCCUCCAUUCGUACAUUCAAGACUAGUGUAUUGCCAGAUUUACCAAAACAAGAUUAUUCCACAUACUCUAAUCAAUCUAAACUCGAAGAUCAGUUAUCAACGUUUACUGCUAGAUCAUCGACAACUUCAAGAACAAGUCCAGUCACAUCACCCCAAUACUCGUUUACACCGCCCCCUCCAUUGCCCCCUAAAUCACCACAAUAUUCAUAUACGAGUAAAUCUCAAAGUAUCAACACAGUAACAAAUACACCAACUAUUACUUCAUCUGAAUUCAUGGCAUCACCCGAUUCACCAUUCUGGAAAUACCACAUUUUGAAAUUUGGGAAGGAUCUCUACUUGACAACCAAUCCUGGAAUGAAACAUAUGUAUUGCAGAAAUGCGCCAGGAUAUUUCAUUGAAGUAAUUAGCAACGAUCCUAAUUUGUCAACACCAACUUCCACAUCUGGGUACACAUUGAUUUUCAAAGACUCAAGUAGAUUGAAAGAUAAUGCUGAUGUACCAUAUAUGAUGAUUAGCAAGAAGUCACAAGCAGAAGGUGGUUUCUUUACAUUUGGUGUACCAAGGGAGAACUUUUUGAAUCAGGGUACAAUUAUGAAAUUCAAAGAUGAGACUUCCUAUCAUGGUGUUUCUUAUAAGGAGUACAUAGAUAAGGAAUAUUUCCCUUAUGAUAAUCUUAGAGCAAAAUUCCCACAGUGCUUCAAGAACUUUGAGGUACGAGAUUUACAUGGUGUACCAUGGAAUAUAGGUUCAAUCCCCAGGGUGAAAGUCAGUAAAGUUAAUAAGCUACGAGAUAAAAUUUCUGGCUAUUACGAUCAUUCACACCAGGGACAUCAUGAAGAUGAGUUAAAAUUCAUUGGGAAAAGAAAUAUUUAUUUCCAUCAGAAUUUUAUACCCCAAGAUUGCCAAGCAGUGAAGUAUAAGGAAUAUGAACCAAAAUAUGUAUAUGGUCAUGAUUAUGGUAAGAGCUUCCCUCCAGUUUUGGCAAUGUUUAGACCAUAUGAGAAUAACAUGAGAAAAAGAAUGAUUCAGAGAAUGAAAAACCACAGUGAUAUUCAUGGAGCAUACCUUGAUGGUGUGCAAGAUGACUAUGGUACCGAUACCGAUAAAUUUUACCAGGGAAGUGAUGGAUUGUAUUAUGUUAAAAACACAAGUGAUGAUUUACCUGAUGAAAAUAAGUUAGGAUGGAUAACGAUUUACGAAGACAAUGAAACUUUUGGUGGAAUCAGCAAUAGAGGAAUGUUCGAUCUUGUCAUUGGAAUGACUUUAGCUGUUGGAUAUGAUAGUUGUUUGACUGAUUAA